ACAAACAAAAAACCACCCUCAGCUCAGGAAGCGUUAGUGGAAGGGUCCGCUCCUCCCACAAGGCGGUGCUGCCUACCAGCACGCGGAGGGUUGUGGGACAGAUAACUCCCCUCCUGAUGGAGAUUCAUGGACUUGGGAGGGCGGGAGGGGCGGGAGACUCCAUAUCCCAGCAUGCCCCACGGCGGGCCCGACCGGCCGCGACUAGGGGCUUGGCCCCGGCCCUAGCUUGUCGGCGGAGUAUUGGGGCGGGUGGAGGCUGAAGUCACGGUGGCGCCCGCGGGGACGGAGGAGGGAAUGAGUGAAGAGGAGCAGGGCUCCAGCACUACUACGGGCUGCGGGCUGCCCAGUAUAGAGCAAAUGCUGGCAGCCAACCCGGGCAAGACCCCGAUCAGCCUUCUGCAGGAGUAUGGGACCAGAAUAGGGAAGACGCCCGUGUACGACCUUCUCAAAGCCGAGGGCCAAGCCCACCAGCCUAAUUUCACCUUUCGGGUCACCGUUGGCGACACCAGCUGCACUGGUCAGGGCCCCAGCAAGAAGGCAGCCAAGCACAAGGCAGCUGAGGUGGCCCUCAAACACCUCAAAGGGGGGAGCAUGCUGGAGCCGGCCCUGGAGGACAGCAGUUCUUUUUCACCCCUAGACUCUCCACUGCCUGAGGACGGUCUGGUUUUUACUGCUGCAGUGGCUGCUACUCCUGUUCCAUCUGCUGUCCCAACCAGGAGCUCCCCCAUGGAGGUGCAGCCCCCUGUCUCUCCUCAGCAGUCCGAGUGCAACCCUGUUGGUGCUCUGCAGGAGCUGGUGGUGCAAAAGGGUUGGCGGUUACCUGAGUACACAGUGACUCAGGAGUCUGGACCAGCCCACCGCAAAGAGUUCACCAUGACCUGCCGAGUGGAGCGUUUCAUCGAGAUUGGCAGUGGCACUUCCAAAAAGCUGGCAAAGCGUAAUGCGGCAGCUAAAAUGCUGCUUCGAGUGCACACGGUGCCUCUGGAUGCCCGGGAUGGGAAUGAGGCAGAGCCUGACGAUGAUCACUUCUCCAUUGGUGUGGGCUCCCGCCUGGAUGGACUUCGGAACCGGGGCCCAGGCUGCACCUGGGAUUCUCUGCGGAAUUCAGUGGGAGAGAAGAUCCUGUCCCUCCGCAGCUGCUCCCUGGGCUCCUUAGGUGCUCUGGGCCCUGCCUGCUGCAGUGUCCUCAGUGAGCUGUCUGAGGAGCAGGCCUUCCAUGUCAGCUACCUGGAUAUUGAGGAGUUGAGCCUGAGUGGGCUCUGCCAGUGCCUGGUGGAGCUGUCCACUCAACCGACCACCGUGUGUCAUGGCUCCGCAGCCACCAGGGAGGCAGCUCGUGGCGAGGCUGCUCGCCGUGCCUUGCAGUACCUCAAGAUCAUGGCGGGCAGCAAGUAAAGCUCCAGCUGGAUCCAUUCAUGUACACCUCCGUUCCCUGCUCUUCCUACCCUUGGCCCAGGCAUCUGCCCAGCUCUGGUACCCUUAGAGGUACCAUCUCUACCUCUGACACAGACUGCCUCCCUGAAGGCCAAGGAGGGCAUGGGCCCAGGAGCCAGGGACCACAGUGCCUCAGUGGCCCAGGAUCCAUCCUCAUGUUACUGGUGAUGACGAAGGGGAAUGAAAUCGGGCACUACCCUCUAGAGCCCGGAAUAAAUGUGCUGCUCCUUGGAUUCUUAAA
This is a messenger RNA of Molossus molossus (Pallas's mastiff bat), 1675 nucleotides long. It is a transcript of the gene TARBP2, whose product is annotated as TARBP2 subunit of RISC loading complex. Gene Ontology annotation, molecular function: double-stranded RNA binding; siRNA binding; pre-miRNA binding. NCBI's taxonomy places the organism in Eukaryota, Metazoa, Chordata, Mammalia, Chiroptera, Molossidae. Gene Ontology annotation, biological process: regulation of siRNA processing; regulation of viral transcription; regulation of miRNA processing. Bases 295 to 1395 code for a protein of 366 amino acids. The transcript has 9 exons. Gene Ontology annotation, cellular component: RISC-loading complex. The record is from RefSeq and is a predicted model, not a curated record.